AUGGUGUCGGACUCGGAGCUGGUGGAGCGGCUGCGGGAGGUGCUGCGGGAGUCGGACCUCACCACCACCACCACCAGCGCCCUGCGCCGCCGCCUCGAGGAGGACUUCGGCGUCGACCUCUCCGACAAGAAGACCUUCGUCCGGGAGCAGGUCGACCUCCUGCUCUCCGAGUUCGCCGACAAGGCCGAGCCCGAGGAUGCGCCCGCGGAGGAGGAGGAUCCGGAGGAGGUGACGCCGGAGGCCGGAGAAGGAGGGGAGGAGAAGGGCGAGGGGGAGGAGGAGGGGGCCGAGCAGCAGGAGGGGGAGGAGGAAGAAGAGGAGGAAGAGGAGGAGGAGGAGGAGGAAGACGAGGAGAGUGGCGGCGGCCGGAAGAAGAAGCGGCGGAUAUACGUCGGCACUGUGCAUUCGCGUGUGAUAUCUUUGCCCGAACAGUGGUUGGGUGACGGCAAGAAAAAGGCUGGUGGCUUUACAAAGUUAUGCAGCAUUUCCCCAGCACUUCAAGAGUUUGUCGGUGCCUCUGAGUGUGCCAGGACAGAGGUUGUCAAGAAGCUUUGGGCAUAUAUUCGAGAAAAUAAUUUGCAAGACCCAAGCAAUAGGAGGAAGAUUCUUUGUGAUGAGAAUCUGAAGAAGAUUUUUAACGUCAAUUCGAUUGAUAUGUUCCAAAUGAAUAAAGCUUUGACCAGGCACAUUUGGCCAUUGGAUUCUGAUGGUCCCGUCUCACCAAAGAAAUCGACACCCAAGGAGAAGUCGACACCCAAGGAGAAGUCGACACCCAAAGGGAAGCCUCAAAAGAGAGACAGAAGUGAAGGAAACAAGCAAAAAGGUGGAUCAUCUGGGUCUACUUCUGGUCUUCUUGCGCCCCUUGUACUUUCGGAUGAUUUAGCAAAAUUUAUCGGCACUGGUGAGAGUAUGUUGUCACGAUCUGAUGUUGUGAAGAGAAUGUGGGAUUAUAUAAAAGAGAAUAACUUACAGGAUCCUUCUGACCGGAGGAAAAUAAUCUGCGACGAGAAGCUGAAGGAUCUAUUCCAAGUUGAAUCAUUCACUGGAUUCACGGUGUCGAAGCUGCUGAACCCCCAUUUUACAAAGGCAAAGUAG
Triticum turgidum subsp. durum (durum wheat) is the source of this 1095-nucleotide messenger RNA. The record is from the annotation of a GenBank genome assembly. Lineage: Eukaryota; Viridiplantae; Streptophyta; Magnoliopsida; Poales; Poaceae.